AAAGUUGUUGCAUUUUUAGGAACAUGAAAGGAUCAAAACUUGUCAGGAUACUGGGAUUGUUUGCACUCCUUAUGAGUGCGAAUGCCUCGUCAGGAGAAGACACUACCAUUGAGGCCACAACAGAUGAAAAUACCACUGAAGAAAUAACUACCCUGCCACCUCCAGUCCUUUGUGAUGAUGAGGAUCUAUUUCUUCCAGCUCCAGAUUGUAGGCAGUAUUAUCAGUGUCUUUACGGUGAAGGUGUCCUGAAAUCGUGUUCCGAAGGACUUUAUUGGGAUCGAGAGCUGAAUGUCUGCGCCUGGGAAUCGCAGUACUGUUCUGAUGAGGAAAACAAGACCACUAAGUCUCCGUCUCUGAGUUGUGCAUCUGGAUUACCAUUUUUGCCCUACGCUCCCGAUUGCACCAAGUUCAUCCAGUGUGUCUACAAUAUCGGGUUCAAACUGAGUUGUCCAAUUGGACUGUUUUGGAACCAACCCCUUCAGUCGUGUGAUUAUACUUGCGACAAUGGACUCGCGUUUUCUGAUGUCUCUGAACAUAAACAAAUUUCUCAAGAGCAAAGCAAUCAAAUUGAUAAUGGCCACUUCCUUAAAAAAACUUUGCAAACUGCAAUAUUUAAUCGUUACCCAUCACACAAAUAUAAUAAAAGGAACACAAUUCAAAGAGACAUAGCCCCAGUGAAUAAUUUUACAGAAUCAAAUGAGUUAGAUAUAAACGAGUCAACACCGCCUCCUGACGAAACUACUACAGCUGAACCAGAGGAGACUACAACGAUAGAGGAUUCAACUCUGAUUCCUGAUGAAACUACUACAGCUGAACCAGAAGAAACUACUACUGCAGAGGAUUCAACUCCAAUUCCUGACGAAACAACUUCAGCUGAACCAGAAGAAACUUCCACUGCAGAGGAUUCGACUCCGAUUCCCGACGAAACUACUACAGCUGAACCAGAAGAAACUACCACUGCAGAGGAUUCAACUCCAAUUCCUGACGAAACAACUACACCUGAACCACAAGAAACUACUACUGAAGAGGAUUCGACUCCGAUUCCCGACGAAACAACUACAGCUGAACCAGAAGAAACUACUACGGUAGAGGAUUCGACUCCAAUUCCUGACGAAACAACUACAACUGAACCAGAAGAAACUACUACUGCAGAGGAUUCAACUCCAAUUCCUGACGUAACAACUACAGCUGAACCAGAAGAAACUACCACUGCAGAGGAUUCAACUCCAAUUCCUGACGAAACAACUACAGCUGAACCACAAGAAACUACUACUGAAGAGGAUUCGACUCCGAUUCCCGACGAAACAACUACAGCUGAACCAGAAGAAACUACUACGGUAGAGGAUUCGACUCCAAUUCCUGACGAAACAACUACAACUGAACCAGAAGAAACUACUACUGCAGAGGAUUCAACUCCAAUUCCUGACGUAACAACUACAGCUGAACCAGAAGAAACUACCACUGCAGAGGAUUCAACUCCAAUUCCUGACGAAACAACUUCAGCUGAACCAGAAGAAACUACCUCUGCAGAAGAUUCAACUCCGACUCCAGACGAAACAACUACAGCUGAACCAGAAGAAACUUCCACUGCAGAGGAUUCGACUCCGAUUCCCGACGAAACUACUACAGCUGAACCAGAAGAAACUACUACGGUAGAGGAUUCGACUCCAAUUCCCGACGAAACUACUACAGCUGAACCAGAAGAAACUUCCACUGCAGAGGAUUCGACUCCGAUUCCUGACGAAACAACUUCAGCUGAACCAGAAGAAACUACCACUGCAGAAGAUUCAACUCCGACUCCAGACGAAACAACUACAGCUGAACCAGAAGAAACUUCCACUGCAGAGGAUUCAACUCCAGUUCCUGACGAAACAACUACAGCUGAACCACAAGAAACUACUACUGAAGAGGAUUCGACUCCGAUUCCCGACGAAACAACUACAGCUGAACCAGAAGAAACUACUACGGUAGAGGAUUCGACUCCAAUUCCUGACGAAACAACUUCAGCUGAACCAGAAGAAACUACCACUGCAGAAGAUUCAACUCCGACUCCAGACGAAACAACUACAGCUGAACCAGAAGAAACUUCCACUGCAGAGGAUUCAACUCCAAUUCCUGACGAAACAACUACAACUGAACCAGAAGAAACUACUACUGAAGAGGAUUCGACUCCGAUUCCCGACGAAACAACUACAGCUGAACCAGAAGAAACUACUACGGUAGAGGAUUCGACUCCAAUUCCCGACGAAACUACUACAGCUGAACCAGAAGAAACUUCCACUGCAGAGGAUUCGACUCCGAUUCCUGACGAAACAACUUCAGCUGAACCAGAAGAAACUACCACUGCAGAAGAUUCAACUCCGACUCCAGACGAAACAACUACAGCUGAACCAGAAGAAACUUCCACUGCAGAGGAUUCAACUCCAAUUCCUGACGAAACAACUACAACUGAACCAGAAGAAACUACUACUGAAGAGGAUUCGACUCCGAUUCCCGACGAAACAACUACAGCUGAACCAGAAGAAACUACUACGGUAGAGGAUUCGACUCCAAUUCCCGACGAAACUACUACAGCUGAACCAGAAGAAACUUCCACUGCAGAGGAUUCGACUCCGAUUCCUGACGAAACAACUUCAGCUGAACCAGAAGAAACUACCACUGCAGAAGAUUCAACUCCGACUCCAGACGAAACAACUACAGCUGAACCAGAAGAAACUUCCACUGCAGAGGAUUCAACUCCAAUUCCUGACGAAACAACUACAACUGAACCAGAAGAAACUACUACUGAAGAGGAUUCGACUCCGAUUCCCGACGAAACAACUACAGCUGAACCAGAAGAAACUACUACGGUAGAGGAUUCGACUCCAAUUCCCGACGAAACUACUACAGCUGAACCAGAAGAAACUUCCACUGCAGAGGAUUCGACUCCGAUUCCUGACGAAACAACUUCAGCUGAACCAGAAGAAACUUCCACUGCAGAGGAUUCGACUCCGAUUCCCGACGAAACUACUACAGCUGAACCAGAAGAAACUACCACUGCAGAGGAUUCGACUCCAAUUCCUGACGAAACAACUUCAGCUGAACCAGAAGAAACUACCACUGCAGAAGAUUCAACUCCGACUCCAGACGAAACAACUACAGCUGAACCAGAAGAAACUUCCACUGCAGAGGAUUCAACUCCAAUUCCUGACGAAACAACUACAACUGAACCAGAAGAAACUACUUCUGAAGAGGAUUCGACUCCGAUUCCCGACGAAACAACUACAGCUGAACCAGAAGAAACUACUACGGUAGAGGAUUCGACUCCAAUUCCCGACGAAACUACUACAGCUGAACCAGAAGAAACUUCCACUGCAGAGGAUUCGACUCCGAUUCCUGACGAAACAACUUCAGCUGAACCAGAAGAAACUUCCACUGCAGAGGAUUCAACUCCAAUUCCUGACGAAACAACUACAACUGAACCAGAAGAAACUACUACUGAAGAGGAUUCGACUCCGAUUCCCGACGAAACAACUACAGCUGAACCAGAAGAAACUACUACGGUAGAGGAUUCGACUCCAAUUCCCGACGAAACUACUACAGCUGAACCAGAAGAAACUUCCACUGCAGAGGAUUCGACUCCGAUUCUUGACGAAACAACUUCAGCUGAACCAGAAGAAACUACCACUGCAGAAGAUUCAACUCCGACUCCAGACGAAACAACUACAGCUGAACCAGAAGAAACUUCCACUGCAGAGGAUUCAACUCCAAUUCCUGACGAAACAACUACAACUGAACCAGAAGAAACUACUACUGAAGAGGAUUCGACUCCGAUUCCCGACGAAACAACUACAGCUGAACCAGAAGAAACUACUACGGUAGAGGAUUCGACUCCAAUUCCCGACGAAACUACUACAGCUGAACCAGAAGAAACUUCCACUGCAGAGGAUUCGACUCCGAUUCCUGACGAAACAACUUCAGCUGAACCAGAAGAAACUUCCACUGCAGAGGAUUCGACUCCGAUUCCCGACGAAACUACUACAGCUGAACCAGAAGAAACUACCACUGCAGAGGAUUCGACUCCAAUUCCUGACGAAACAACUUCAGCUGAACCAGAAGAAACUACCACUGCAGAAGAUUCAACUCCGACUCCAGACGAAACAACUACAGCUGAACCAGAAGAAACUUCCACUGCAGAGGAUUCAACUCCAAUUCCUGACGAAACAACUACAACUGAACCAGAAGAAACUACUUCUGAAGAGGAUUCGACUCCGAUUCCCGACGAAACAACUACAGCUGAACCAGAAGAAACUACUACGGUAGAGGAUUCGACUCCAAUUCCCGACGAAACUACUACAGCUGAACCAGAAGAAACUUCCACUGCAGAGGAUUCGACUCCGAUUCCUGACGAAACAACUUCAGCUGAACCAGAAGAAACUACCACUGCAGAAGAUUCAACUCCGACUCCAGACGAAACAACUACAGCUGAACCAGAAGAAACUUCCACUGCAGAGGAUUCAACUCCAAUUCCUGACGAAACAACUACAGCUCAACCAGAAGAAACUACCACUGCAGAGGAUUCAACUCCAAUUCCCGACGAAACUACUACAGCUGAACCAGAAGAAACUACUACGGUAGAGGAUUCGACUCCGAUUCCCGACGAAACUACUACAGCUGAACCAGAGGAAACUACUACGGUAGAGGAUUCGACUCCAAUUCCUGACAAAACUACUACAGCUAAACCAGAGGAUUCGACUACGAUUCCCGACGAAACAACUACAGCUGAACCAGAGGAAACUACCACUGCAGAGGAUUUAACUCCAAUUCCUGACGAAACUACUACAGCUGAACCAGAGGAAACUACCACUGCAGAGGAUUCGACUCCGAUUCCCGACGAAACUACUACAGCUGAACCAGAAGAAACUACCACUGCAGAGGAUUCAACUCCAAUUCCUGACGAAACAACUACAGCUCAACCAGAAGAAACUACCACUGCAGAGGAUUCAACUCCAAUUCCUGACGUAAUAACUACAGCUGAACCAGAGGAAACUACUACUGCAGAGGAUUCAACUCCAAUUCCUGACGAAACUACUACAGAUGAACCAGAAGAAACUUCCACUGCAGAGGAUUCAACUCCAAUUCCUGACGAAACUACUACAGCUGAACCAGAGGAAACUACUACGGUAGAGGAUUCGACUCCAAUUCCUGACAAAACUACUACAGCUAAACCAGAGGAUUCGACUACGAUUCCCGACGAAACAACUACAGCUGAACCAGAGGAAACUACCACUGCAGAGGAUUCAACUCCAAUUCCUGACGAAACUACUACAGCUGAACCAGAAGAAACUACCACUGCAGAGGAUUCAACUCCAAUUCCUGACGAAACAACUACAACUGAACCAGAAGAAACUACUACUGAAGAGGAUUCGACUCUGAUUCCCGACGAAACAACUACAGCUGAACCAGAAGAAACUACUACGGUAGAGGAUUCGACUCCAAUUCCUGACGUAACAACUACAGCUGAACCAGAAGAAACUUCCACUGCACAGGAUUCAACUCCGAUACCCGACGAAACUACUUCAGCUGAGCCAGAGGAAACUACCACUGCAGAUUAUUCUACUCCGAUUCCUGACGAAUCUACUACAGCUGAACCAGAGGAAACUACAACGGUAGAGGAUUCAACUCCGACUCCUGACGAAACUACUGCAAAUGAGCCGGAGAAAACUACCACUGCAGAGGAUUCUACUCCGAAUCCAAACAAACCUAGUACAGCUGAACCUGAGGAGAGUACUACGAUUAAGGGUUCAACGACAAUUUCUGACGAAACUACUACAGCUGAGCCAGAAGAAAGUUCUACAAUAGUUGAGUCAACAGCGACUACUGAUGAAAGUUCCUCCACUGCCUCCACAAACAAUCCUGAAGAUAGUACCACGAAUGAAGAGGCAAAGCCGAUUCCAGAAGAAACUUCGACAACUGCUCAAGAAUCUUCGAAACAGCCGGAAACAAGCACCUCCGUAGAGGAUUCCACACCACAUCCUACUAAAAGUUCCACAACCGAAGAGAGUACCACAAGUAGUUUAACUCCUUCUUAUUCAAGUUCCACAAGUUCAGUAUCGUCAACGACAUCUCUUCCCGACACCUCGACUUCAACUUCACCACCGCUUUCGUGCAGCAGUGGAUUGGAAUAUUUGCCACACCCAACAAACUGCCGCAAGUUUAUCCACUGCAGUAAUGGAAACGAGUUCGUUAUGGAAUGUCCAGGUAAUACCUAUUGGGACUAUAAGAAUUUGGUCUGCAGCGGAUCUCAAAGUGUUUGCUAUAACGAUGAGGAAAAUGUUGGUCCAGAGGAGAAUGUCUGCGGUCCGGGAGUAGAUUUUGUGGCUCAUCCGACCGACUGUACUAAAUUCUUGCAAUGUAGUAAUGGCGUGGCAUAUGAGAGCCAAUGUCCUAAGGAUUUGUACUGGAACCCGGAGCUCAAGGUUUGCGAUUGGUCGAAUAAAUACUGCACAGAUUCGCGGGCAAGAGAAUCGAUUUCCUGCGCACCAGGAUUAAAUUUCGAUGUUUAUGAAAGCGAUUGCUCGAAAUACAUAAAGUGCCUUGGCUCGAGAGGAAUCGUCAUGAGUUGUAAUUCAGGGCUUUACUGGAACCCUGUUAGUGAAAUGUGCCAAAAGUCGCAACGGUUUUGCAAAUAAAUGUUAACCGAAAUCAGUAUUCAACCGCUUUAAUACAAUCAUUUUGUUAAAUAUGUCUUUUAAUAUUGAAAGAAAAAAUAUUUUAAUAAAUAUAAAAAUCUGCUGGCAAUCCUCACAUAAAAAGAAAAUACCAACAUGCAUAAGAUGAACACUCAAAUAUGGUUUAAUAAAUAAAAAUAAAAAACA
This is a messenger RNA of Drosophila ficusphila, 6857 nucleotides long. RefSeq names its product mucin-2. The record is from RefSeq and is a predicted model, not a curated record. Gene Ontology annotation, cellular component: extracellular region. The transcript has 4 exons. Gene Ontology annotation, molecular function: chitin binding. Lineage: Eukaryota; Metazoa; Arthropoda; Insecta; Diptera; Drosophilidae. Bases 24 to 6671 code for a protein of 2215 amino acids.